GAGAUUAAAGUGAUAUAUUGGGAGAAUACGGAUAACAAAAUAAAGAAUCACGUUCGAAAAAGGAACUAAAGGUCAUAAUCGCCAUGUUGCGAGCUGCGGGAAGGUCGGCCCUCUGCGGUCACGUGACUAAACACCCCUAUUAUUCAGUUUCCACCAUUUCGAACUUCAGCCAUGUUUGAAAGUAAUGUCAACAGUGGUACGGUUUGAGAAGUUCGUCUGGUGAAACAAUCUUGGAAUUUACCGUUUUGAGGUCGAUUGCCUCCAUUUAAAUGUCUUUGGUUGGAGAAGGAAUGAUUUUUGCCCCUGGCGGAUAGUUUUGUGUUGGAAUUGUGAAGAGCUUGAGCUGCGGGCAACAUGGAGGAGCGAAAGAGGAGGGAAAAUCUCGAGGGUUACGUCCGAAAUCCUCGAAACGAAUUAUACAUUGAGGGGCUUUUGGAUGGCAUCCAGUCGUUGGUGUGUGAUUGUGACUUUCCAGCCCUCAGACGAAACAAGAACGUCGAAAACUUCUUACAAAGAUAUGAGAAGCCAUGUAAAGUAAUAGAAGAGUGUCGUAUGAAUGCCAAAGACUUUCAGAUCGUAAAAGUCAUCGGACGCGGUGCAUUUGGCGAAGUUCAGUUGGUGAGGCACAAAGCAUCGAAAAAAGUAUAUGCUAUGAAGCUUCUGAGCAAAUUUGAGAUGAUCAAGAGAUCUGAUUCUGCAUUCUUUUGGGAGGAGCGUGAAAUUAUGGCUCAUACUACCAGUCCUUGGAUCGUCAAGUUACACUUUGCUUUCCAAGAUGCUAAAAAUUUAUAUAUGGUGAUGGACUAUAUGGCAGGUAAAUAUCAGUACAAUACAGGUCUCUACUAGAGUAAAUUUUGUUUUGAAAACUUGACUGACUUCUGAAAAGCAAGUGCAAAUAUCAAGCGUCUUGUUUGCACAUGUAGAUGUGGUGUUUGAUUGUCAGAUAUAUUGAAUGAAAAGUUGAUAAAGACCAAAAUAAAAGCAACAUUCUACAAAACAUUUCUCCUCCCUAAAGGAGUGUUCCUGUUAGGGGAGGUAUGCAUGUCUACUUCUGAAUUUUUAGCUUGCCGUAUCGCAGUUUGGAAUGGUCUACAUGACGCUGCUGGAAUUUUGCCAACGUCUGAUUUAAAUAACUUAGGUACAGCAGGAGCAGAAUCAGUAUUGAGACAGAGCAGGAGUUUCUCAGACCUUGUCAUAAAGCAAUUGAGACUGUUUUAUUUAGUUUAUUUACAAUGUAGUGUACAGUCUGAAAUGCAUGCUUGAGAAACCUCUGGUCUGUGCAGUUUAGUUAGUCCAAAGAAAUUAAACAAACGAGGCCUGAAAUGGAGCAAACCAAAAAAAUCCCUUUAAACAGAUGAUAAAGAGCUAUUUCAGAUAGAAGUAGUGUCUUGUUUUUGGAAUUAUUCAGGUGUUGGGAAAUCUGGGGAGACUCGUGUGUAAGAAUACGCUGCAUGAUAACUGAUUAUUAAUUAUUACUUUAAUACAUAGAACUCCCUUUCACGAGUAUAUUUUGCGUUAUAUUAAAGAAAUGAGCAUUUUGAGCAUUAUUCCCUGUUUUCAUACAAGCUAGGCAAGAGUUGAAAUGGUGGACCUUGCCACAUUUUCUUGUGACCAACUGAAUUUUAGCAGAAAUGUUACUGCUGUGUUUAUAUUAUUAACAACUGCAUCAUGCUGUAUGGAAGAUGGGUGCCUGGGAUAUCCAGGGGCCUCCACUGUGACCUACCGGCCCCUAGACAGUAUAAUGCUCC
Molecule: messenger RNA, 1748 nt
Organism: Orbicella faveolata
Lineage: Eukaryota; Metazoa; Cnidaria; Anthozoa; Scleractinia; Merulinidae
Product: rho-associated protein kinase 2-like
Biological process (GO): mitotic cytokinesis; peptidyl-threonine phosphorylation; actomyosin structure organization
Cellular component (GO): cytoplasm; cytoskeleton
Molecular function (GO): small GTPase binding; Rho-dependent protein serine/threonine kinase activity; ATP binding
Source: RefSeq, a predicted model, not a curated record